Molecule: messenger RNA, 4760 nt
Organism: Oncorhynchus mykiss (rainbow trout)
Lineage: Eukaryota; Metazoa; Chordata; Actinopteri; Salmoniformes; Salmonidae
Source: RefSeq, a predicted model, not a curated record
ACUUCGUACAUUAUCUAAUAUGGUUAAUGUGCAGUUGUGGGUCUAGUUAUGAAACCAAUCAAAUAGGUAUUUUGAUUAGUUGGCACAAGCACCAAAAUUGGACGCAAUAGCCAUUGUUGGCACCAUCUUUGUGAGAAAUCAUUAAAUAUUUACCCCUGCAGGUGUCAGUAUGGCCAUGCAGUUCAGUGGUCUACGGGCGUAGUGUGGACUGACCCCAUCUACUAGCUACAUCCAGGAAGAAAGAUAACCGUACAACCAGAGUUCGAUACAGCCAGCCAAGCCAAGCAAUCAAUCCAGGCAGCACAAGGAAAUUUGUGGAAGCGACGUUUGGAGCAGACUUCAAUCUCAAUGGAGUAACAUCUAUAUUAAAAUAGAUAGGAUGCUAUUUGAAAAUGUUCAAUAGAAAGAAAAAGGAAUUAAAUAAAACUUCAGUUUCAAAGAAGAAUCUUGUCGGAAACUUUGGGUCACAUAACUCAUCACUAUCUGUCCUCCAGGAACAACCCACUAGAGAUGGUGGCUUGGAUGUCCCCCCCCCUUUCCCUGCAUCCCUCCAGGACCCCCAGGCUCCUCCCUGCCCCACUACCACCUGUCUGCUGCACCCCAGGCUGGCCACCGCCACCAGCCCUCCCCCUGUCCUUGGAGCCUGCCUUAGACGGCCCACAGCCCUGAGUCGACAUGCCAGUGCGGCUGGCUUCCCCCUACAGGCGGCUGGAGCCUGGGCCUUCAGUAAGACACAGGGGAAAGGAGCGAGCCUUGCCUCCAGCCCCACCACAGAGGCCUCGGAGGUGGGCAUCGAAGUGGAGGACAUCCCCUCUUUGCUCCGGGAUGUGGCUUGCUUCGCUGAGGCUGUAGAGAAACUGAAAGAAAUGGUGCUGGGGGAAGACAGGCAGAUAGAUAACCUCUCAGACAGGCAGCUGGACCGUCGUGACCUGGCCCAGGAGUGUUUGGGAGAGGUGUUGCGUGUGUUGAGGCAGGUGAUCGGUGCCUACCCCCUCCUCAACACUGUAGAGACCCUCACUGCUGCUGGAACACUCAUCUCCAAGGUCAAAGGGUUUAGUUACAAGGACAGCAGUGACAUGGGUAAGCAGGACUUUGAGAAAGCCAUUGAGACCAUGGCUGUGGCUUUCAGUAGCAGUGUGUCAGAACUUCUGAUGGGAGAAGUGGACAGCAGCACCCUCCUGUCUCUACCGCUAACAGAGAGGAGCAGGUCUAUGGAGAACCUGUAUGGCUUAGACUCAGCCCAGGCCAAAGACUGUCAAGGGAGGAGUGACCAGCAGGACUGCUGCAUGCUGAGUGGAGAGCAGGUUGACCUCCUACUGCAGUGCAGUGAGGGAGGAGUGGACUCCGCUCUCUCCUAUGCCAAGGCUGUGUCCAGAUAUCUGAAGGACGUUAUCAGCUAUGUGGAGAAAAGGACUGCUCUGGAGAUGGAGUUUGCCAAGGGUCUGCAGAGGCUGUGUCAGUCCUGUAAGCAGAGCAUUGCACAGCCCCAGAUGCCAUUCUUCUCCAUCUACUCUCUGGCUCUGGAGCAGGACUUAGAGCAGAGUGUGGGUGUGCAGCAAACCACUGGCUCCAUACACACUGUUCUACAGCCUCUGAUGCAGUGUAAACAGGAGCAUGAGAGGAGACGCAGAGAGCUCGGAGAGCAGUGGCAGAGGGCCCAGAGGAAACUGACUGAUGCUGAGAGUGGCAUGCGUAAAACUCGAGGCUCAUACAUGAUUCGCUGUGAGGAGUAUGACAAGGCCAGGGGUCGGGCAGAGGAGGAGCUACAAGGGGGAGCAGGCGGGCUUAAAGCUCUGGACCGGAAGAAGCGAUUGGAGGAGGAGGCCAGGACCAAGGCUGAAGAGGCAGAGGCUGUGUAUCGUGCAUGUAUAUCCGAGGCGGAGGCGCGGCACCAGGAGAGAGAGCAGACUAAGGGCAGCACUCUCAGACAGAUCCAUGAUGUCAUCAGACACACAGACCACACCCUUAGAUCUUGCACGGUGUCGUACUAUCAGCUGCUGCACAUGCAGACAGCAGUGCUGCCAGUCCACUACCAGACUCUGUGUGAGAGCACCAAGCUCUACGAGCCGGGACAACAGUACGCCGCUCACGCAAGACAUCUACACAAGAGCCCAGAGGACGCCAGACAUCUCUACACGAGCACAGAGGAUGCCAGACAUCUGUCAAACCCAGAGCCUGCAGCUCACUACCACUUCGAGCCCUACUCAUCAAACCAUCUGUCUGGACACACCCGCCACAACAGCUCUAAUACGGAUGUACCAAUCAGCACGGAGACCACACCUCCCACGGAUUCACCAAUCAGCACGGAGACCACACCUCCCACGGAUUCACCAAUCAGCACGGAGACCAUGCCUACCACAGACGAGGAUGGUGGUGCUGAGGAUGGAGUCACACAGAGAUGUGGGCAAGGUCACCAAUCACACAAGUCCUGGCCGUCAACGAUGAAGGACUCGGACUGUCUUGGAGGAGUCUAUGGUCUGGAGUCCUCCAGCAUUGGGCACGUACCUAAAGCCAGUGAAGAAGAACAUGAUGGAAACGUCACCUCGUUUGAACAGGGGACAGAGCCAGAGAUCGCCGUUCCCACUGGUCCCUUCCGGAAUGUGGGAAUGUCCAAGGCAGCAAAGACCCACAGACUCCGCAAGCUCCGCACACCUGCCAAAUGCAGAGAGUGUAACAGCUAUGUGUACUUCCAGGGUGCAGAGUGUGAGGAGUGUUAUCUGGCAUGCCAUAGGCGUUGCUUGGAGAACCUGGCUAUCCAGUGUGGCCAUAAGAAGCUACAAGGUCGCCUGUCACUGUUUGGCAGGGACUUCACGCAGGGGCUGGGAGACCCCGAUGGUGUGCCUCUGGUCAUCAGGAAGUGCAUCACAGAGAUAGAGAGCAGGGCUCUUAGGAUGAAGGGUAUCUAUCGUGUGAAUGGGGUGAAGACUCGUGUGGAGAAGCUGUGCCAGGCCUUUGAGAAUGGGAAAGAGCUGGUGGAACUGUCCCAAGCCUUUCCUCAUGAUAUCAGCAACAUGCUCAAACUUUACCUCAGACAGCUGCCAGAGCCUAUCUUGCCUUUCCAUCUCUAUCAGUCUCUGAUGGGGCUGGCCAAGGAAAGCCUGCGUUCUGCGUCUCCUAGCCCAGAUGGAGGUGAGGUGGCUGGGACAGCAGUCCUGGCAGACCUGGGUGCUGAGACUCCCCUGGAGGUCCUGACUCUGGUCCACAGCCUGAGGGAGCUAAUGCUAACGGAGCUGCCGCAGGCUAAUACAGCCACACUGCGCUAUAUUGCACAGCAUCUGCGCAGGGUGUGUGAGUGUGAGCAGGAGAACAAGAUGAGUCCCAGUAACCUGGGCAUUGUGUUUGGCCCCACCCUGAUGCGUCCCCGUCCCUCCGGGGCCACCGUGGCCCUGUCCUCCCUGGUAGACUACCCCCACCAGGCCCGCAUCGUAGAGACUCUCAUAGUCUUCUACAGCACCCUCUUCCAUGACAGCUCCUACGACACCCCAGUUUCCCCCUUAGCCCUAAGCCAGGUGAGUGAGCGACUGUGGGUGUAGGGUGUCAUAGUGAAACAGUGUGCUGGUUCUGGUCUAGAAACAAGUAAUGUGAGGAAAAUACAAUUAUGGGCCUCGAGAGAGUGGAAGAGCAGUAGCAACCAAACAAAUAGAAGAGAAGGACGCAUAUAAAAAUAUAUAUAUACAUUUUUUUUAUUUAACAAGGCAAGUCAGUUAAGAACAAAUUCUUAUUUACAAUGACGGCCUACACCGGCCAAACCCGGAUAACGCUGGGCCAAUUGUGCACCGCCCUAUACAGACUGGAUUCGAACCAGUGACGCCUCCAGCACUGAGAUGCAGUGCCUUAGACCACUGCACCACUUGGGCAUACACACUUGCACACUAUUGUAUCACAUUCAACCAUUUCUGCUGUGUGUUUCUCCUAGGACGGUGGAGGGGAGGAGGGGAGAGACUGUGGGGGUGGGGGAGGAGUCCAGGGGAGAGACUGUGGGGGUGGGGGAGGAGUCCAGGGGAGAGACGAGGGAAACAAGACAGACUUAAAACACGACGGGGGUGAGACGCCAGAUAACCACACUGAGAGACCAGUGGAAUCAGACUGAGGAGGAACCCUCAGCACCCACUGACCCUCUCUGGACCUGAACUCUUCAGACCAGUGGAAUCAGACUGAGGAGGAACCCUCAGCACCCACUGACCCUCUCUGGACCUGAACUCUUCAGCAAAGAACUUCUGGGAAAAAUGGAAAUGUUUUUCAAAUGAAAAAGUACUUUAGUGAAUUCUACAAAUUGGAAUUCAUUUGGGAAAUUGCAGUUGAAAUGAAAGUGGUUCCAACUUACUGUUUUAAUGCGUUGACUACUGAUGAAAAAGUACACUGACUGGAUAGCAGAAUAUCAUAUUGCUGUUGUGUGAACGUGUUCAUUUCAUUGCAUGACUUGAGGUAUGAUUUUCUAAACCAGUUUUGCCAAAAUGCUGCACAAAGCUAUUUUUAUUGUUUUAAUUACCUGGCGAGAUAUCAGGAAGGAAUGUGAGAUUCAGUGUUUUUGUGCCUGCAAUUUCCUCUUUUUGUAUUCUCUCUGUAUACCCCUUGUAUGGUGUAUUCAUAUGGUAUGUCUAUAGUCCAGCCUACCAUCUGCCUGUGUACUCACACCACUACUUCAGCACUGCUGCUGGUUGGUAUGCUAGUCAUUGAGAGAUGACAUGUUUAUAUUGUUACAGUUCUAACAUGAUUUGUUGUAUAUCCUUGGUGACAUAAAAUUCAAAUGUCAAGCACUA